Messenger RNA from Paramecium primaurelia, 753 nucleotides. The record is from the annotation of a GenBank genome assembly. Lineage: Eukaryota; Ciliophora; Oligohymenophorea; Peniculida; Parameciidae.
AUGUAGAAUCAAAUUAAUAAUCAGGGGAUUCUUUUAUAACAAAUUUCAAACAUCUUAUAUAGUAGAAAUAACCUUUAAAACUGGAAAUUAUAGAAUAUAUCAUACACUUAUAAAGAUGUUGUAAUCUGCAAUAAGAAAUUAGACAGAGACUGUUUAUAUUCAUAUUCUUACAUUUUAAGAUCUAGAGCAAAUCAACAUUAAAAGACCUAAAUAAAAUUAAUAAUAGACUCUAUUACCAAAAAAUAAACUUAUAGUUAUAUCGUUGAAUCUGAUGAAGUUCAUUAUCCACUACCUCUUAAUUAUAAUGAGUAACCUAACAUCUAAUAAAUGAUGAAUACAAUUAUAAAACUAAGGGAAGAAAAUUAGCCAUAAACUAAACAAUUGUAAACACUCUUAGAAUCAAAGAAAAAUGAAUAUAAUCCUUUGAAAUUAAUAAAUGAAUAGAAUUAAGAAAUAUAGUUUUUAAAUAUCUAUUAGAAUAAUAAGAUAGAGACUAUUUGGAACUAAAAAACUUUUACAUAUUAAUAGACUACUAAAUAGGAUUAUAAUGAAUUGAGAUCAAAAUAUUUAUAAAGUUAAAAUACAAAGCUAAAAUAACAGAAUCUUCAUUUAGACUUAAAUCAAAUUCAAAAAAAACUAAAUAAAUUCCAUUUACUAAGUCAAACUUAUCACUUAAAACAUCUGAAAAAUAUUAAUAAUCAAAUUUAUUUAAAAUGUAAAAGGCUUCUAUAAUAAAUGAUCUAACAAAUUUGA